Messenger RNA from Phascolarctos cinereus (koala), 3652 nucleotides. RefSeq names its product sosondowah ankyrin repeat domain family member B (gene SOWAHB). Gene Ontology annotation, molecular function: protein binding. NCBI's taxonomy places the organism in Eukaryota, Metazoa, Chordata, Mammalia, Diprotodontia, Phascolarctidae. The record is from RefSeq and is a predicted model, not a curated record.
CCCCGGGCCCCAGCGCCUCCAGCGCAUGGAGGGCGGCGGGCCUGUCCCCUGGAGCAGGUGACACGCACCGGCGCCCAGGAGGAGGAAGAUGGCCAGGGAGCUGAGCCAGGAGGAGCUGCUGGACUUCCUGUGCCAGGCCGGGGGCCGGGUCACCAACGCCGCCUUGCUGGGGCACUUCAAGAGCUUCCUGCGGGACCCCAGCGCGCCCCCGGGCCAGCUGCAGCAGCGCCGCGAGCUCUUCAAGAGCCUCGUCAACUCGGUGGCCGCCGUGCGCCAGGACCCCGACGGCACCAAGUGCGUGGUGCUCAAGAAGAGGUACCGGGACCUGGUAGGGGAGGAGGGGCUGCGGGGGCCCCGCGGCGACCCCCAGCCCGCCGCUCCGCAGCAGCAGCAGCCGCCACCGCAGCAACAGAAGCAGCUGCAGCCGCGCCCCCCGGGAGCCCCGGCCGCCUCCCCGGGCAGCUGGCGCCGGGCGUCUCGGCAGCGGCAGCAACCCCAGUCCCCGCAGCAACAGCCCCAGCCCCAUCAGCCCCGCCUCCGGCCUCAGCCCCAGCAGCCGCAGCCUCCGCAACACCAACCCCAGCGCCAGCCCCCUCAGCAACAGCCCCAGCCUGAGCAGCACCAAUCUCAGCCCCAGCUCCAGCCUCAGCACCGUCAGCGCCGGCCUCAGCAAUACCAGCGACAGCCCCAGCCUCAGCGGGCCGGGAGGCAGCCUCGGGAGAAGGAACCACAAACUGAGCCGGCAGGUGCAGGAACUUCAGCUCCGGAAAUAGAGUGCAAUGGACUCUCUGCCAGGCCUGGGGAUGCUCCAGAGUCCACCGAAACCGGGAUUGCAGGUGAUUGCAGCCCCGGGAGGCUGGGGGAGGCAGCUGCUGCGGACCCUUCACCCCAGGCUAGGAUAUGCUUGGCUGCUUCAGGGACUCCAGGGGGCUGCCGGGAGCGGCUUCUGGAUAGCCCUUGGGCUGGCUCCACAGAGCCACACCUCCUGUCGCAGGGGAGCCCUCCCUUGGGAGAGCAGCAGGCCCCGGAACCCAGAUCGGAGGGACCACUCGAAGGCACCCGACAUUCUAGCACUGGCUUAUCCACCAAGCACUCACCAUUGGCCACAGAAACCUUCAGGGCAUCAGAGACCAGCCCUUCCUUGGCAUCCCUUGCUUUCCCUGGGGAUAGGUCAGAGCUAUUGACCCUAAGUGGACCACAUUCCUAUGUAGCCCAGCAGCAGCAACGAACCCGGGAGUGGGUGGUCAACCACUGCCGGCCCUGCCCGGGCAGUGUUGCAGAAAAGCCACGGCUAAGUCCCAGCCGGGUUUGGUGUGUGCUACCUGAGAACUUCGCCAGGGCACCCUACAGUGGGGAGGACCCAGACUCGGAGAGGCUGCCGCCUCCUCCUCCCGCUUCCCCUCCUCUCCUACCUGCUGGGUCUUCAGUUUUUCGGAGCAUCCGUUGUCAACUAGACCUCCAGGACCUGGAGAACUUUGUGGAAGAGGAUAGCCAUGACAGUGAGGAGAGUACCAGUGGCCCAAGGGAGUCUCCAGGGGAGUUAGAGGAAGCCUCAAAAGUUCCCCUGGAAAAUGGAGCCCAGGAAAAACUCAGGACCCUAGCUGGGCAUUUUAUCAAAUCUCAGCAGGAAAAUACUCCUCUCAAUAAAUCCCAGGGACCCAUAUUUAGAAGUGGUUACUCCCUCCAACAUAUCCCAGAAAGAGUUAAUGGUCCUGUUGUAAUGUCAGCCAAAAAACCCAAGGAGUCCUCUACCCUGCCUCAAGACCCCAUUCCCUGGCCAGCUGUCAGGUUAAAGAGAUCUCUGAGGAGAAGUUCCAGGGCAGGGAGGGACAAAAUAUCCUCCUCUGAUGAGGAGUUGCUGGACAAAGACUUGGUGAAAAGGAACCGUCGGCCACCCCGAUCCAGAAAGUUGUCUAGGGCAGGAGCAGUGCCCUCUCCAAAGGUAGAUGCCCCUUUGGCCCUGAAGCCAACAGUUUCUAAGGCCGCAUCAGAGCAAAGACUGGCAGGUAGCAUUUGGGUUCCCCCUGGGGGUGUGUCUUCUGUCUUAGUUUCAGUCAGACCUUCCACACACAAAUCCUCUUUAGUGCCCCUGGACUCCCGGGAGCAUGAAUGGAUUGUGAGAAUAGCUAGUGGCUCAUGGGUACAGGCACUGACUCUGUUUUGGGAAGACCCUCAGCUGGCUCUUCGAAAAGACUUUUUGACUGGGUAUACUGCCUUGCACUGGAUUGCCAAACACGGUGCUCUCCAGGCCCUUCAGGAAUUGGUCAGGGGGGCCCAAAAGGCAGGGAUCGUUCUUGAUGUGAAUGUGAGGUCCAGCUGUGGGUAUACCCCGCUGCACCUCGCUGCCAUCCAUGGGCACCAGAGUAUCAUCAAACUUCUGGUGCAGAGGCUGGGCUCUCGAGUGAAUGUACGGGACAGCAGUGGGAAGAAGCCUUGCCAGUAUUUGACUAGCAGUACCACUGGGGAAAUAUGGCAGCUUCUUGGCGCCCCGAGGGGGAAGCCCAUUUUCCCAGUUCGUUCCUUAGUUAGAAGUUCUUCACCCACCAGGAAGGCCAAGAGCCAUGAUGUGUCAAGGAACAUAAGCAGAAAGACCUCCCUUGCUGCAUUACUCAAAAGUCAGCACCACAGAUGGAAAAUGACCCACCAGUAUGACAAAUUCCGAACAUCAGGGGACAGAGACGAGUAUAGUGACUGAAGCGUCCCUCGAUCAAACGUGCAGAGACUUCUUGAUCUGGGGUGACCCCGUGAACAACCUCCACACUCUGCCAAGAUCAGAGUUACUCCUGACUUAGAGGACUCAAGAUGAAUCUUGAACUGGGAACUGGGUAGGUCAAUGAGGACAAUUGGCUUAUGUAGAGGGCACAUCUCUCUAGACUUGUGUUAGUAGCUCUGCCAGAAGUUGCUAGUGUUGAAGGCUCUGCUUUCUUAAGCAGGAAUGGCAGACAUGGGGCCAAGGUAGAAGUCUGGAAAAACUCAGCACAGACAAUCCUUUAUUACCACGGAUCAAAGUAUCAGGCUCUUGAGCAGAUGCCUCAACAGGAGAGCCGAUAAGGCACUCAGGGCUCAGAGACUUCCACUGUGGCUCAGCAUAUUUCUGUCCAGUGCCAUACCCUCUCCCCCUUAUUCUUUACAAUAAAUCUUUCCCAAGACCUCCCUUGAGGAUUCAUAGACCACUACCCCCUUUUAGAUUAAGUGGGAAGGAUGGCUGAUUAAUCAUGAUCUCCAACCCCAAAGUGCCCCCCCACUCCCACCCCAAUGCAUCAAACUUGAAUGGCCAAUCUCAGAGUUCCUGAUUACAAUGAAUACUGAAUAAUUGAGAGUUAAAGGGAGAACAUUGCCUUAUCCACAUGGGGGAAAAUGAAAUACAAUUUCUGGAGCUGCUAGCAAAAAUUUAAUUUGCACUAAAUAUGUGUCCAGUGAAGAUUGUUUUGAUGGAAGCACAUCAUAUCAAAUCUAUUCUAGGAAAGAUGAGUUAGCCCAUGUACCUUACAAUGGGACAGAAAGAUUUCAAGCCAUAAAUAGAAAGAAUGAAUAGAAACACAAUAUAAUUCUAUGCAAAAAAUAUCAAUUCUAAAUGAAUGGCAGAGGGGAAUGUUAAUUUUAUUCAGCAGUCUUUUAAUGGACAGUUGCAAUAAAGCAGUAUUUUAAAUUG